AUGCGAGAUCCGCGUCGCCGGAGCCCAGAGAGCUCUCGGCGGCGAAGAAGAGACCGCCGUGAUUCUCGCGAGCAACUCGCCAACGCUGCCGACGAGAGCGUCGUAUCGAGUAUUCCUGGUCCAUCAUCUCGGGCCCCAACACACCAGCAGCCCCUGCCGUCCGUGUAUUCGCCGUCGCAAUCGCAAUACCCCCAAUCCUAUACCGAAUCUCAGAGAUACCCCGAAACCGAGAGGUAUGCCGCCCCUUCUGAGAGAUAUCCCGAUCCUCAGAGAUAUGGCGAGCCCCAACGAUACCCCCAACCCGACCAGUACCAACCUCACCAACACCACCAGCCGCAACAACAGUAUCCUCCUUCCGAGGCGUUGAUUCAGCCUCUAGGCUAUGGCGAACCCGAACGACAUGCCCAACCCCAGCCAUACCAAGGAAAUCACCAGUCCGAGAGGAUGCGCCCGCGAGGCGGCUCCAGUUCUUCCUCGUCCUCCUCCACCUCCUCCUCCAUGCUCAACAUCUCAGCAAAGAGCCCCAAGUUUGGCGGCAUCUUUAAUACUUUCUUCAGAGCCCCCUCGGAGCAGCGCAAACGUCGCAGGAGGAAGAAGCAGAAGGCCCGCAUUCUCUCCUUUGGCAAUUCCUCCUCCUCGUCCGUCAAUUCUGACAUGGCUUACGGUCGCGGCUACAUUGACCGCGACAAGAGUCAGCUUACGAGCCCCAGGCCACAGGGAUACGCGAGUCCCUCGUUGUACCGUGCUGAACCGACUGACGCCCACCAACAACAACAAGCGCGGCCCCCGAUGCCUCGUGAUAAGACCGACGAAGAAAUUCUCGAGAUUGGACGCCAACUGCAAGACAUUGCGCGCAGGCAGAAUGAGCAUGAUCUCAAGUCUGCUUCCAAGUCACGGGCGUCCCAGCUGGCCGGUACCGCCGCUGGUGCCGCAGCCGCAGCCGCCGCCUUCAGCCAUUUUCGUAGUAAGAGUAAGAGCGACACCAAGACCAGAGGAUCUGGCACUUCUAAACCUAAUGAAAACGCUUCCUCUUCGGACGAUGACUGGGAAUCGGCGUCUGAAGAUGAGUCUACUACUACGGAUGAUUCCGACAACGGCCUAGCGUAUGGCUCCUCCAUCAAGCCGUCCAAGUCGGCAAGAAUCUCAAACGAGCCUCCGGAGCAGAUCAAGCCACCCUCGCGGAGGAGUACCAUUGUGGACCCACGCCUCUUCGGUCCCGUAAACUCUCUUCGCGGCGCCGUAAAAAGCCCAUGCGGCUUUGGCGAAGAAGACCCCCGGUCUGCUGGCUCUUCCCGGCGCCAUCACGAAGAGACGGUAGCGCAGGUCGAAUCGCCCAAGACUGGGAAACAACCGAUGCAGCGUAUAUACCCCGUGCCGACCUCCGAUCCGGACAAGUUCGACUACGACCGUAGCUCUGUAACCUCAUCCCGCCAGGAUGUCCCUCAGCGUGCCCGGCCCGGCCCAGUCCCUAUCCAGCAGCCUAUCCCCAUUGUCCCUCUCCCGUCCAAGGUGUACGAUGCAGAGAGAUUCGAGGAGGAGGAGGAGCGCCGGAACUCUAAGCAACCCCGCCAGCCGCCCAAGGGAAGAAGCGCUGCCGAGAAUGCCAUCGCCGGCUACAUGGAACGUCGAGAUGACCGUCGAAGUGAGGUACGAGACCAUCAUCGGAAUGACUUCCGCGAUUCCUGGCAAAGCCGUCGUAUAGAGGAAGAGCCCGAACGCCCAGUACCAAUUGAGCUGGAAGACCGCGAUCCUCGUGAUCAGAACGACCCCCGCCGGCCCCAUCGACGCAACAACGUUGAGAUCAUCGACGACCGAGACAAGCGUCGGGCUGGCCGUUCUGAUCCCGCCUAUGAGGCCUUGAAGAAGCCCGACGUCGAGACUGACCCUCGCCCGGAGGUGUACAAGCUGCCCCAGGGUGACGAGAUUCGAGUUGAGUACGACCCAAAAGAUGACCACCGGCCACGUGAGGAACCAAAGGAACCUCGCAGGGAUGACCGUAAGCCGGUGGUGGUCGUGGAUGAACGCCGGGAUGUGAAGCGGGUAGAGAAGCCGACUGAGGCGCCCCGAGAGAUACAUGGGGUGGAGCAUCCCGAGGCCCCCAAUGCACAAGCCCCUAUUGACCCUUUCCAGUUCCAGGUCGCUGAUGAUGCGUUUCAAACGCCAAAGUACGCCACCCCGAAGAGGCCACUGACUCCCCAGGUCGUGACCGUCGACCGCGAACCCAACUUUGACGAUUCCCCGCCGAGGAAGCCCGACUACUCCGAAUCCCGAAUGAGCCGCAAAGACUCCUUUGAACUCGAGAAGCGUCUGGAGCAGUAUCAGCAAGGAGCACGAGACCGUUCCCGGACCCCUGAGCCGCGCCGCCGGAGGGAUUCCCUUCAGGAGGAACAGCAUGCUGCAAAGUCCAUCUACGAUGAGGCCAAGCAUGCUACCGUGCCUAUCGCCGCGGCCGCCAUUGCUUCUGCCAUCGCCGUCGAAGAGGAGAGAUCACGCAAGCACCGCAACGAUCAUGUGACUGAGGAUGGCUCCCGCGACAGAUCCCGAACUACCAAGGACGCCGUACAGGAAGAGGCCGAUCGGUACUACCGUGAGACUGUCAUCGCCCGCAAGAUCGCCAAGGACGAGAUCCGCUCGCGCAGUGCGUCUCCCCAUGAUGAGUCUGUCGUCGGCAAGUGGCAGGACCACGAUGAGGGCCCAGACAUCGUUACCAUCGUAACACCGCCCGAGAUGGAUCAUCCUCACGACAAGAGCCCGUACGACGCACCCAAUGCCGAUGUGCGCAUUGAUCAUGUCAUUAUCCCCGACGAGCUUUCUCGCUUCCGUUUGCCACACCGUCAACUCGAUCCUGGCGCACAGCCAAUCUUCCAGUCUCGCGAUCCUUCUGCUGAGCAGGCCAAGCAGCUAUUACGACACCCCUCAAAGCCCGGAAACCGUUGUGGCGCUUGGUCCGAAGACUCGUGGAUUUCAAGACGCACCCACCUGGGAUUUGCCCACUUCAUCUGCGACAACACAACCUCAUGA
Colletotrichum scovillei is the source of this 3021-nucleotide messenger RNA. RefSeq lists its product as uncharacterized. The record is from RefSeq and is a predicted model, not a curated record. Lineage: Eukaryota; Fungi; Ascomycota; Sordariomycetes; Glomerellales; Glomerellaceae. The transcript is spliced from 3 exons. Bases 1 to 3021 code for a protein of 1006 amino acids.